ACCACGGCCCAAGCUUCGACCUACAGAAACAACUGUUGUAACGCGCGCUUCAACGACAAGUGCGUCCUUGUCGCCUCGGCAACGUCACCGGAAACUCGCACCGCCGCCUAACGUGGUUGGUUGUCCGGAAAUGGCAAAGAAUAAAAGCAAUCAAUAUGGCGGCGCCCAGGGCCUUGCUUUGUUGAACCGUAUGGCGUGACCGCCGACUCUACCGGAGUAGCCUUUUUUCGCGCCUCGACGAUGGAACCCAAGUGUUCCUGCAAGGGCGUGAGGACGUGUCUCGCUUGCGAGCAAGUCAAAGAGCCCAGCAAGCACGCCAUAUCCAAACGAAAGGUGCGCCAUCCGUUCACCUUUUGCACCGACUGCAGACUGUGUUGGCCGGGUUGGAUAGACGACAACGGCGAGUCGACGGAAAGUACUCAGAACAGCCGCGACAGAUACUCGCCUCCACUCAAAGUACCGGGCAUCGAGGUCUACGAAGAGUUCCUGACGCGCGACGAAGAGGCGAGCCUCGUCGACGGCAUCGACGCCCACGAAUGGGUCGGGUCUCAGUCGGGUCGCCUCAAGCAAGACUUCGGGCCUCGCGUCAACUUCAAGAAGAAACGCGUCAGGACCGGCGAGUUCGGGGGCCUACCGGCCUACUACACGAGCGUCGAGCAGAAGAUGAGUCGCUGCCCCGUCGUGUCCGACUUCGAGGCCGUCGAGCUGUGCAACCUCGACUACAGCCCCAAGCGCGGCUCGUGCAUCGACCCGCACUACGACGACUGGUGGCUCUGGGGUCACCGGCUCGUCACCUUUAACCUCUUGUCCGACACGGUGCUGACCCUGUCCCGACCCGAGCAGCAUUGGAUGCUCACCGACGAAGACCUGAUCGACGAACCGUCGGCGCCUGCCGCCGAUUAUGGCCCGCAGCGCCCGACGACGAGCGUCGCGCACGACAGGAGCGUCUGCAAGUCGUGGAGCGAGGACUUCAAGGACUCCGUGUCGGUGCGGACUCCGCCUCGCCUGUGUGCCGUGCAGGUCGCGCUGCCGCGGCGUUCGAUGCUGGUGUUGUACGGCGACGCCCGGUACAAGUGGCACCACUCGAUACUCAGGGACGACGUCACGAGUCGCAGGGUCGCCAUGACGGUGCGAGAGCUGUCGGAGGAAUUCCUCGAAGGCGGUGCCUCUUGCGAUUUCGGCGCUGAGCUGCUGGAAAUCGCCAAGUUGCGUGUGUGAAGGUGUGCGUUUUGCCACGCAAUGCCGUGUUUGUUAGUUCGUUGUUUGCUGUGUUUAGAAGGUUCCGAGUAAGGUGGCGUCCCUAUGUAGUUUGGGCUGCUCGUUUUAGCAUUCGCGUGGGGCAAGGCGUGUCUCCAUGUGUGUUAGACCAUGCAAAUGCAUCUAGUCCGAUGCAUUGUUAGGGCCCAUUCACACUUGCUACUAGGCGAGGUCGCGCGACCAAUUGCGACUGGCGACCAGAAAACUACUCAAGACGAACGAUGUUCACACUUACAAAUGCGACCGACGAGUCGCUAAACCGAAAUGUAUCACGAUAUGCCGUUUACGUCUGCUUGAAAUGUCAUCGCCGCGUAAAAUAAGCGUCUGCGUAU
Messenger RNA from Dermacentor silvarum, 1589 nucleotides. Its product is annotated as alpha-ketoglutarate-dependent dioxygenase alkB homolog 4. Gene Ontology annotation, molecular function: oxidoreductase activity; demethylase activity. The transcript has a single exon. The coding region runs from base 241 to 1218 and encodes 325 amino acids. The record is from RefSeq and is a predicted model, not a curated record. Gene Ontology annotation, biological process: oxidative demethylation. Lineage: Eukaryota; Metazoa; Arthropoda; Arachnida; Ixodida; Ixodidae.